This is a messenger RNA of Paramecium pentaurelia, 2293 nucleotides long. NCBI's taxonomy places the organism in Eukaryota, Ciliophora, Oligohymenophorea, Peniculida, Parameciidae. The record is from the annotation of a GenBank genome assembly.
AUGAAUAAUAAAUUCAUCAUACUCUCAUUGUUGCUUGCUUUAGUAACAAGUCAAACAUAAAGUUUAACAUUAUGUGCAUGUUCAUAAUUGUUAUCAGGAGAUUGCAUAAAAAUGUUUCACUUGAAUGUUCAUGAGAUACAACAAAGAAAACUUGUGGAGUUUCAACAACUCCUGUCACUCCAACAGUGACUAAUGUAGCAUAUUGUGAUAAAUUUGCUGAAACAGAUUGUCCAAAAGCUAAACCAUGUACUGAUUGUGGAAAUGAUGCCGCUUGUGCUUGGGUUCAAAGCAAAUGUAUAUUCUUUACAGGAUGUACACCUUUUGCUAAAACACUUGAUUCUGAAUGUUAAGCAAUCAGUAAUAGAUGUAUUACCGAUGGAACUCAUUGUGUUGAAAUUGAUGCUUGUAGUACUUACAAAAAGUAACUUCCAUGUGUCAAAAAUGCUGCCGGAACUUUAUGCUAUUGGGAUACAACAAAUAACUCUUGUGUUGAUGCCAACAAUUGUGAUAAAUUACCAGCAACAUUCGAAACAGAUAAAGAUUGCAGAGAUGUGAUUUCAACAUGUACAAAAAAACCGAAGGAGGAUGUGUUGAUAGUUGAAAUAACUGCAGUGAUUAAACAUUAGAAAUUUAAUGUGUUUGGAAUAAAUUAAAAAAAACUGCUUGCUAUAGGGAUGGAGCUGCAUGUAAAGAUAGAAUUUGUGAUAAUGCACCAACCUGUUUGUCAACUGAUGAUGCUUGUAAGACAUUUAGAACUGAUGGAACAUGCACAGCAAAAGCAAAUGGAGGUUGUGUAACUAGAACUACAUGUGCUGCUGCAACAAUUUAAGCAUCAUGUAUCAAAAAUAAUUCAGGUGGUGAUUGUUAUUGGACAGGAACACCCUGUGUAGAUAAGACAUGUGCAAACGCUCCAACUGCUAUGAAAACUAAUUCAGCAUGCGCAGGAUUUUUAACAGGAUGUAUCACUAAAUCAAGUGGUGGUUGUGUUGCUAAUGGAGCUUGUUCUGUUGCUAAUGUUCAAGCAGCUUGUAUUAAAAAAUUCAAGCAAUUUUGAUUGCAUUUGGGAUACAACUUGUAAAGAAAAAACAUGUGCAAAUGCCCCUACAACAAAUAACACUCAUGAUUUAUGUACUUCUUAUUUAUCUACUUGUACCGUUAAGUCAUGUGGUGGAUGUUAAAAUAGAACAUGUGCCAAUGUUCCAACAACAAUGACUACCAACGAUGCAUGUGAAGCGUAUUUCACUGGAAAUAAUUGCAUAACAAAAACAGGAAGUGGAUGUGUUACAAAUACAACAUGUGCUGCAAUAACUUUAGAAGCUGCUUGUGUUAAGAAUUCUUCAGCAUCAACUUGUUUCUGGAAUACUGCAAGUUCAAGUUGUAAGGAUAAAACAUGUGUUAAUGCACCAGCAACUAACACUACUCAUGAUCUCUGCUAAGCCUUCUUAAAUACCUGUACGGUAAAUUAAACAAGCGCAGGAUUUGUAUAAAAAAAAUGUGAAAAUUCAUUUGUUUUGGCUAUUUGUGACAAAGAUACAAGUAGUAGAGCAUGCAUUUGGAAUGGGAAAUGCUAUAAGAAAUAAUGUGUGUUAGCUUCAUCUGCCACAACUACUCAUGCUGACUGUUAAACUUAUCACUCUACAUGUACCUUGAGUAAUUCAGGCACUGGAUGUGUCCACUUCCACUUAAAUGCGAAGCUAUCACUAUUGAAGCUGCUUGCAAUUUGAAAGCUAAUGGUUAACCUUGUGGAUGGAAUGGAUCUUAAUGUAUUAACAAAGCUUGUUCAACUGCCUCUAAGACAUUCACUACAACUUCAUAAUGCACAGGACACAUAUCAACUUGUGUAGCUAACAAUCCCGUGACUGUUAAUGGUUCUUUGACAAUUUAAGGAUGUUAAGAUUUACCAACAACAUGUGCAGAUAGAAAAUCAUCAGAAAAUUGUGAAAUUACAAGAGUUGGAUUCCCAACAUGUCUAUGGGUCUCAUCUUCUACAUCAUGCGUUGAAAAAUCUUGCGCUACUGCUAGUACAGUGGGAACAACAGGUGCACUCUCUGCAGGAGGAUUUACUUUAUCUGGUUGUUAAACUUAUCUAAACACUUGCAUUUCAAAUAAUACUGCUGAUGGAUGUAUAGCUAAGCCAUCUAGUUGUUCAUCAUUAGUUUCAAGUAAUUGUAGAGAUGGAUCUAAGGCAAGUGGAGAUUGUUAUUGGAAUGGGGUUGUGUUGAUAAAUCUUGUGCAAAUAUUACCUUAACCUCUCACAACAGUUAUAAUACUACAUUCAAUUAAUGCAAAGUGA